This is a messenger RNA of Tarenaya hassleriana, 4399 nucleotides long. RefSeq lists its product as uncharacterized. The coding region runs from base 10 to 4146 and encodes 1378 amino acids. Gene Ontology annotation, biological process: positive regulation of DNA-templated transcription. NCBI's taxonomy places the organism in Eukaryota, Viridiplantae, Streptophyta, Magnoliopsida, Brassicales, Cleomaceae. The record is from RefSeq and is a predicted model, not a curated record. The transcript is spliced from 9 exons.
GUAGGGAAGAUGGAGAUCGUCAGUCCCAAGCCGGUGGGGUUUCUGUGCGGCUCCAUCCCUGUUUUGGCCGAUAACUCCUUCGCUGCUUUCAGUUCGGCUCUCGUUCCGUCUUGCGAAACAGUGAGUGCUCCGAGGUACAGGAUGCUGCCGACGGAGACGGACCUGAAUCGGCCGCCGCUGUUGAAGAAGUUUCCCGAGAAGGUUCUGCCCCUCGCCGCCGUGAAAUCUAGAACGGCCGGAGAUAUAUCUUGGGAACCCUAUGCUGUUUCUUCGAACCUUAGCAAGAAAUGUGAGGCCCUUGCUGUUUCUGGCUUAGUGGAAUAUGGAGAUGAGAUAGAUGUGAUCGCCCCUGCUGACAUUCUUAAGCAGAUCUUUAAAAUACCUUACUCGAAGGCUCGGGUAUCAAUAGCCGUUCAACGUGUUGGGCAGACUCUUGUCUUGAAUGCUGGGCCUGAUGUUGAAGAGGGAGAUAAGAUGUUUAGGAGACAUAACAAUCAACCAAAAUGUUCAGAUGAUGAGGAUGAAUCAUUGCUUCUGAACUUCGCAAUGCAUUCAGUGAGAAUGGAGGCAUGUGAUUGUCCACCGGCCCAUCGCCCUCAUGCCGAGGAGCAAUCAAGUUCUUCUGCGCUGCCCGGGGGAGAGACUUGCAGUAGUUCUCCGGACGAUGGAUUUGAAAGCCCUGCAGGACACGAUAAACAGGUUAAACAGGACCGUUUUAUCUGGGAAAACAAAACUAGCAAGAAAAACAAGGGGCGUGAGCCAGUAAGAAGAACUUCACGUAUCAAUGAAAAGAUCAAGCCUUCUGUAGAGUCUGAUAAGCAGAGAAGAGCCGGAAGCAAUGAGUUUUUAAGAGUUCUGUUUUGGCAGUUUCACAACUUCCGCAUGCUUUUGGGUAGUGAUUUGCUUCUGUUCAGCAAUGAAAAAUAUGUGGCUGUGAGCUUACAUUUGUGGGAUGUUAGCCGACAGGUUACUCCAUUAACAUGGCUUGAAGCUUGGCUUGAUAACGUAAUGGCGAGUGUGCCUGAGUUGGCAAUUUGCUAUCAUCAGGAUGGUGUUGUCCAGGGCUAUGAGCUCCUGAAAACAGAUGACAUAUUUCUAUUAAAAGGCAUCUCAGAGGACGGUACACCUGCCUUUCAUCCUCAUGUUGUUCAGCAGAAUGGUCUUGCUGUUUUAAGGUUUCUUCAAGCAAAUUGCAAACAGGAUCCCGGUGCCUACUGGCUCUAUAAAAGUGCUGGUGAAGAUGUCAUUCAAUUAUUUGAUCUUUCCAUAAUUUCAAGGAAUCAUUCUUCAAGCAACUGCAAUGACAGUGCAAGUCCCUUACCAUCUCUCAUUCAUAGAGGACGGAAUGACCCGUUAUUUUCCUUAGGAAAUCUUCUCUAUAGAGUUGGUCACAGGCUUUCUCUUUCAGUGGUGCCAAACGAUAGGGCUAAGUGUGCUCGGUUCCUGAGAAAGUGUUUGGAUUUCUUGGAUGAGCCUGAUCAUCUGGUUGUAAGGGCGUAUGCACAUGAGCAGUUUGCGAGGCUUAUUCUGAAUGACAACGAAGAACUGGAUCUGUCUUCUGAAUCUCUUAAUGUGGAAUGUGAAGUGACACUAACAGACAUAGAAGAGGAAUCCCUCACAGUUGAUCAUGAAAAUGAAAUGGCGAUAUUCCCUGAAGAUAAGUUCAGUGAGGACUAUACGAGUUCUUAUCUAUCGCCUUCUGCAUCUGUUAAGAUGAACUUAGUGGAAAAUGUGUCACCUUGUAAGGAACUGUUACGCCCAGGGGAUCCAGAUUCCAAGGACUCUGAGAGCGCUGUUGUAAAUUCCAGUUCAGGUAAUAGUUUCGGACUUUGUCCGGUGUCCCGAGCUCCUGAACCUUUGGUUGAGACUGUCACUAGUCCUAUCUCCUCUAAACUGGCAGCAAUUCACCAUGUCUCUCAAGCUAUAAAGUCUCUUAGAUGGACACGGCAGUUACAGCACUCAGAAAAGGAGGUGCUAGAAAAGGAUGACACUUUUCACGAUAUCUUGUCUUCUUCGGCCAAGUUUUCCAUAUGUGAAUGUGGUGAUCCUGAUUGCAUUGAAGUCUGCGAUAUCCGGAAGUGGCUUCCAACAUCAAAACUAAACCGCAAAUUGUGGAACCUUGUGCUGCUUCUGGGUGAAUCUUAUCUGUCAUUGGGAGAAGCUUAUAAGGAAGAUGGACAAUUGCACCAAACAUUGAAGACAGUAGAAUUGGCUUGCUCCAUCUAUGGAUCAAUGCCACAUAAAUUUGACGAGACACUGUUUAUUUCCUCGAUGAGCAAGAGUUUGUCUCUGCAGUCCAAAACGGGUCCUUGUGAUCUCACUUUGGAGCAACUUUCUUCAACACAACUCUUUUGGGCUAAGGCGUGGAUGUUGGUGGGUGAUGUUUAUGUUGAGUUCCACAUUGUGAAAGGUAAAGAACUAUCAAAACGGGCAGAGGAAACCUCAACCAAUCGGUUGAGGAUGUCAUCUGAGGUUGUAAAGGAAGUACAGAGGCUGAAGAAGAAGUUGACUCAAUACAGUCAGAAUUGCAGUUCAUGUUCAUUGGUAAAUUGCAGCUGUAAGAGUGACAGAGCAAGCAGUGGUAGCAGCGCAAGUAGCAGCAUUUCAGGUCCUCGCUCUAUUUCUCAUGGCAGGAAGAGCAGUAGAAAGCCACAUUACAAGAAUCCGCCUGGUAGAGUCUUGCGAGACUUUGAAGAUGAACAGAUUCAUCUCAAAACUGAGAAAGGAAGCUAUAGGGAGAGUGAGACCUCUAUGGGCUCUUUGGGUAUUGCUACUUCAGCGACAACAAAGGAUCAAUCUGCAGAGGGUUCUUUUGGAGAAAAGAAAGCUGAGCCUCUGGAGCAGAAUGUAAUGAGAUCCAAGGAGACCCAGAGAGUUAAAAAAGGCGGAAUAUUCAAAUAUCUCAACAUUCCUAAAACCGAAGAUGCAGAAAGCAAUCUGUUAGCCGCAUUGAGUUGUUAUGAAGAAGCUCGAAAGGCAUUGCAGGAGCUUCCAAUGGGGUGUGAUGAAUUGCAGUCUGUGAUUAAAAAGAAAGGGUGGGUGUGCAAUGAACUUGGUCGGAAUCGGCUCAAGAGCAAAGAACUGAACAAAGCUGAAGAUGCUUUUGCAGAUGCUGUAAUGGCGUUUAAGGAGGUUUCCGAUCAUACUAACGUUAUACUAAUCAACUGCAACUUGGGUCAUGGCCGACGAAAUUUGGCUGAAGAGAUGGUGUCAAAGUUAGAAGCUCUCAAAUUUCAUGAUGCUUUAACAAACCCUUACCGGCAAGCUCUUGCAAUUGCAAAGCUAGAAUACAGCAAGUCACUUCGAUAUUACAUGGCAGCGAAGACGGAACUGACUGUUGCGGCCGAAAAGGCUGGUUCUGUUCCAGACAAUCUGAAAAUCGAAGCCCUAACACAGCUUGGUCAUACAUAUCUGAGACUUGGAAUGCUUUUGGCAGAAGAAGACACACCUGCUGAAUGGCCUGGACAUAACAUCUCGGAAAACACUCAUGUUUCUUCUGAUAUAAGAGCCAGGAACACGGGAAAACAUGAAAUUUCAGCCAAUGAUGCGAUAAGGGAGGCUUUGUCUAUAUAUGAAUCGCUCGGGGAAGCACGUAAACAGGAAGCUGCUUAUGCUUAUCUUCAGUUAGCUCGGUACCAAAAGGAUCGAUGUUUGAGGUUCCUGGAGUUGGAUCAUCAAAAGGAAAAUCCUCCGAAAACCGAAAGCAAUUCCAUCCAGAGGGCUAAACAAUAUGCGAUGUUAGCUGAUAGGAAUUGGCAGAAAUCCAUGGAUUUCUAUGGUCCAAAGACCCAUCCGUCCAUGUUUCUGACGAUUCUAAUCGAGAGAGCUGCUCUUUCUUUCGACCUGUCGAAGUUUUGGCAAUCGAAUAUCAUGCUCGAUUCAGCAUUGUCUCGUCUGCUCGAAGGCCGGCAUGUUUCAGAAACGAUUUCAGAUUCCUCGAUAAGGGAUGACUCGGAGCUUCACGCGCGAUUCUGGGGUCAGAUUCGGAUGGUUCUGAAGCGAAUGCUGACGUUAUCCCUACCGGCGGAAGCGAACAAGACAUGGAGAGACAAUGGGAAACUGAGGGAGAUGUACAAGAUGUCUUUGAAGGCGACAAGCCUAAGUGACUUAAACGAUAUGCAUUCUUUGUGGACAUCAUCCUCCUAGGAUCUUGGAACUCAUGGUUUCUGUCAAGUACGUCCACUUCUUCUCAUACGUAUGUUGGUACUUACACUUCCCCCACAAAAUUACCGGAUUCUCAAGUUUUUUCAGGCCUUGGUAAUCUGUAACUUUGAUCGGCAAAUUGCCCUAAAUAUGAAUUGACGACAUCGUUUUUUGUAAUAUAAAAGGAUAAACUCCGUUGUUAUUUGGAGGACUGUCGUCUGUCGGCAAAAUCUGGCAUCUUGUGUGACCUUUCUUA